GAAAAGAGCUGGAGUGGUGCUCGACCAAUUAAAUUCAGUAGAUUUUUAUUUACCGCGUAAGCGUUUAUAAAAGGCCUCGAACGCUCUCAAACAGCCAUAGAAAGUAAAACCGUUGAGUUAUCUUUGAGAUCUCAUUUAAACUUUACAACGCCGAGAAAAUGCGUGAGUGUAUCUCAGUACAUGUGGGUCAGGCUGGUGUUCAGAUUGGCAAUGCCUGCUGGGAACUUUACUGUCUAGAACAUGGGAUUCAGCCAGAUGGACAGAUGCCUAGUGACAAGACUAUUGGAGGAGGGGAUGACUCUUUCAACACCUUCUUCAGCGAGACUGGAGCUGGAAAACAUGUCCCCAGAGCAGUUUUUGUGGACCUGGAGCCAACUGUGAUUGAUGAGGUGCGUACAGGGAUCUACCGGCAGCUGUUUCACCCCGAACAGCUCAUCACUGGCAAGGAGGAUGCUGCCAACAACUAUGCUCGUGGACAUUACACCAUCGGCAAAGAGAUCAUAGAUCUGGUGUUGGACAGAAUCCGCAAACUGGCUGACCAGUGCACUGGUCUUCAAGGCUUCCUGGUUUUUCACAGCUUUGGAGGUGGUACAGGCUCUGGUUUUACCUCUUUGCUGGUGGAGCGUCUGUCUGUCGACUAUGGCAAGAAGUCCAAGCUGGAGUUCUCCAUCUACCCAGCUCCUCAGGUCUCCACUGCGGUGGUGGAACCAUACAAUGCUAUCUUGACCACCCACACAACCCUAGAGCAUUCUGACUGUGCAUUCAUGGUGGAUAAUGAGGCUAUCUACGACAUCUGUCGCAGAAACCUUGAUAUUGAACGUCCUACCUACUCCAACUUGAACAGGCUGAUGAGUCAGAUUGUGUCCUCUAUUACAGCGUCCCUUCGUUUUGAUGGUGCACUUAAUGUUGAUCUUACAGAGUUCCAGACCAAUUUAGUACCAUAUCCCCGCAUCCACUUCCCUCUGGUCACCUAUGCUCCUGUAAUCUCUGCUGAGAAGGCCUACCAUGAGCAGUUAACUGUGGCAGAAAUUACCAAUGCUUGCUUUGAGCCAGCAAAUCAAAUGGUAAAAUGUGACCCUCGUCAUGGCAAAUAUAUGGCCUGCUGCCUUUUAUAUCGUGGUGAGGUUGUGCCUAAAGAUGUCAAUGCUGCGAUUGCCACUAUUAAAACUAAGCGCACCAUCCAGUUUGUGGAGUGGUGCCCUACUGGUUUCAAAGUUGGUAUCAAUUACCAACCACCCACUGUUGUUCCUGGUGGUGACCUGGCCAAGGUCCAGAGAGCUGUGUGCAUGCUAAGCAACACCACUGCUGUUGCUGAGGCCUGGGCUCGGCUUGACCACAAGUUCGACCUGAUGUAUGCCAAACGUGCCUUUGUUCACUGGUAUGUGGGUGAGGGCAUGGAGGAGGGAGAGUUUUCUGAGGCCAGGGAGGAUAUGGCUGCUUUAGAGAAGGAUUAUGAAGAGGUUGCAGUUGAUUCUGUUGAUGGUGAGGGAGAAGAGGAGGGUGGGGACUAUUAGAAACAUGUUCUAAACAGUAUUAGUAAUUAUAUUGUGUUUUAAACGGCCUGUAUAGUAAAAUACUAGUUCACAUGUGUUUACAAUGUCAGUUUUUAUCAAAACAACAACCAUAUGAAGUUCCUAAGGAAGUUGGGAUAGAGCAUUAGGGGACUUUCCUGUAGUUAAGCUCUUGUGAAACUCAAGAUGUAAUAUGAGUUGUUCCUUCACACAAUUCAGAGGUUUGUCUAGCAAAUGUAUGUUGAGAAGAUAAACUGAUUAAAGAUUCUUCAAAGUCAGUCAAAGUAAAAA
Messenger RNA from Betta splendens (Siamese fighting fish), 1802 nucleotides. Its product is annotated as tubulin alpha-1B chain-like. Gene Ontology annotation, biological process: mitotic cell cycle; microtubule cytoskeleton organization. Gene Ontology annotation, molecular function: structural constituent of cytoskeleton; GTP binding. Gene Ontology annotation, cellular component: cytoplasm; microtubule. The transcript is spliced from 4 exons. The coding region runs from base 159 to 1514 and encodes 451 amino acids. The record is from RefSeq and is a predicted model, not a curated record. Lineage: Eukaryota; Metazoa; Chordata; Actinopteri; Anabantiformes; Osphronemidae.